AGCCCCCUCUUUUUUAUGGUUGCUCAUAUGUUAUCCUUGGUUUAGCUGGAAUUGGUGGUGUAUUGAGAGAGAGCUCAGGUUCUAUUUCGGUGGAAUUCUCUCGGCCAUUGGGGCUAGAGACUCAAAUUUUGCUGAAGCAGUCGCAUGGAAUUGUCUGGAUUCUUGCCUUCCAAGUUGAAUUUUCUUCUUGUCUUUAUUGAAGGGGAUUCUUCCAAUGCAACAGCAUGAAUUAAGUCUGGAUGUUACCCCUGGAGGGUUUCUGAUCAGAUCGAGGAAGCUUUAGACCUUUGCGGCGGAAUUCAAAUGUGUCUUGCCCGUAUUCCUUGUGAAUGCAAUGGAGCAACUGAUAGGAUACACUCUGCCCUGCAAGACUAAGAUGUACCCUUCAAGGGUUGGUAAUGCUUAUCGGCAACAGUCAUAUGCAUCACAACCAGCAUAUGGGCAAGCUUCUGGAUCUGGUUAUUCUACAGGUUCUCUUGGUGGCCUUGACAGAGGGUCCCAACUUUCAAUACCCUCUCGGCAUUCAUCCAUGUUGGGUUCUUCUCAAGAAGCAGAAUAUGGUGGAUAUCGAACCCAUGCUUCUCCUACAGCUCAUUAUGGAGGACAAUAUGGAGCCAUGUAUGGAACAUCUAAUCUGAGCAGUGGUCAAAAGGUUGGUCGUGCUGAUUAUGGUUCAGCUCUGAGUGAGUCUCCUAAGUUUGCAUCUGGUGCUCUAGGAUCCAGCUUGGGGUUACAAAAUGAUGACUAUGUCUAUGUCUCAUCAUCAAACCAUGGAUAUGGUCACAAAGGUGAUCAGAUCCCUGCUGCAAAAGUUUCUGAUUAUGCUACUACAGACAGCCGCCACUAUGGUGAGCACCAGAGAACAAAUAGUGGGAGGGACAUACAGAGUGAAUCAGCUAGAAGAUACGCUGAUUCUGUUGGUCUGGGUCAUCAGCGUCAGUCUGAGAUGCACGACCAUGUUGACCAGGCAUCAUUGGCUCGACAGCAGCAAAUUCUGAAAGCUCAAUCAUUGCAAACUGGUUCUGAUAUGAGGCAUGCCAUGGCAGCUUCUGCUCUAGAUGGAAGUAAUAGACCAAGUGAUUAUCUUGCAGCAAGGGGUGCUGCAGUUCAUCAUGGAUCCCAAGAUCUUAGCGCGUAUGGUGGAAGAAUGGAUGCUGAUCAUCACAAUUUAUCUAUCCUUGGUAGUGCUUCAUACACUGGACAACAUCCAGCAUCCAUAUUAGGUGCAGCUCCCAGGAGAAGUGUCGAUGAUCUCCUUUAUGCACAAGGAUCUUCCAGUGCAGGCUAUGGGGUGGGCUUGCCUCCCAGUUGGGAUUAUAUUGCGGGAAAAAGGUUCCAUGGCACGUCGAUUAAGUACAAAUAUCCAGGUAGCAUUCUGUCGCGUGGUGGGCAUCCAUGCAUUGGAGGAUUGAAGGUUGAUGAGCGGAAAGAUGAUAGGGGUGGGUUUUGUCGGGACCUCGACAUGAGGGAGGAGGAGCGUCGCUGCGAGCAUGUGUGUAAACGAGAGAAAGAACGUGAAAGAGAGAAGGAGCGUUAACGAGAAAGGAAGCGAGAAAGAGAGCACCGUGACAAGGAGAGAGAACGUGAACUUAAAUGUGGACCUGAACUUAGGUGUGAACGAACUCCACCAAGAAUUGCUAGAGAUCGCCAUGGUUCUUCUUUGAUAAGGGAUGAUAGACCUCUACGACGAGACUCUCCACGUCAGGAGGCUUUGCAUCGGCGUCAUUCACCCCUUAAAGGAAAAAGGAGAGAAUAUGUUUGCAAGGUUUACCCAUCCUGUUUGGUGGACGUUGAAAGGGACUACUUAGCCUUAAGCAAGCAGUAUCCAAAAUUAUCAAUAUGGAAUUCACCAAGGUAUGACUUUUCUUAUUUCAGUUGCUUGCAAAUUGUUCUGCAUUGGCCAAAGGGAAACCUGAAUCUGUCAUUACACACUCCUGUCAGAUUUGAGCAUGACCUCAUUGAAGUAGAUGCUAGAGCGGAGCCAAAAGAGCCUUCUGCGGAGCCAUUGGCUGAGGAGCCAGGAAAUCCCAAAUGCAAAAGCACCAUAUGGAACGCAAAGGUGAUCUUGAUGAGUGGUAUCAGUAGCAAUGCUGUGGAGGAGCUGUGUUCUGAUAAAAGUUCCGAUGACAGGAUACCCCAUCUUAAUAAUAUCCCGAGGUUUGCAAUUCUCAGGAAAGAUCGUUCCUUCAUGGCAAUUGGAGGCCCAUGGAAUGCAGCUCAGGAUGGUGGAGAUCCCUUGGUUGAUGAUUCCUCCUUGGUUCAGUCAGCUCUUAGACAUGUGAAAGAUUUAACCCAACUUGAUAUGCAAGAUUCCCAGCACUGGAAUCGGUUUCUUGACGCAGGAAAUGAUGAAGAGGUAGCUGAUCUGCAAGGCAAGCAUGACAAGGAGACAACUGAUGGCAUAAACAAAAUGGAGGAACCCACAGAUGGAAGUAAAGAGUGAAGAUAAAACAGCUGAGACAAAUGAGCAAUGAUCAAAUGGCUGAGUCAGAGAAGUCUGAUGCUGCCGCAAAGGAGUCGGUUGUUGAUAAAGAACUAUUACAGGCAUUUAGAUUCUUCGACAGGAACUGGGUGGGCUACAUUACCUUCGAAUGGGUCCUUUUGUCACUUGUAAGUUUAUCGUAAGCAUGUUAUAUAACUGCAGUUGUAAUAAGCUCACUGACUUGGCAGGUUGAAGAUCUGAGGUUGAUUAUUCACAACUUGGGGAAGUUCCUCUCCCACAGGGAUGUCAAGGUAGUGAGGCUUCUUAUAUGCCUAGCAUAUUUCCAACUUUUCCUUUUAAUAAGUGAUCCAUACUUAUGUUGUCUUCUUCCCUUUCA
Messenger RNA from Magnolia sinica, 2819 nucleotides. RefSeq names its product protein SHORT ROOT IN SALT MEDIUM 1-like. NCBI's taxonomy places the organism in Eukaryota, Viridiplantae, Streptophyta, Magnoliopsida, Magnoliales, Magnoliaceae. Gene Ontology annotation, biological process: regulation of DNA-templated transcription. The record is from RefSeq and is a predicted model, not a curated record. The transcript has 15 exons. Gene Ontology annotation, cellular component: nucleus.